Molecule: messenger RNA, 3123 nt
Organism: Tetrahymena thermophila SB210
Lineage: Eukaryota; Ciliophora; Oligohymenophorea; Hymenostomatida; Tetrahymenidae
Product: efflux ABC transporter, permease domain protein
Exons: 7
Cellular component (GO): membrane
Source: RefSeq, a predicted model, not a curated record
AUGAAAGAAAUAGAGUUAAAAGUAGUUUAGCAGAGUGUUUUUUCUUCAAUGUCCUACUUCUUGAAGAACUCUUUAAUCGAAAUGAAAAGGAGAUUUUGUUAUUUUUUGCUAUCACUAGUUUCAAUCAUAGUAGUAGUUUGUGCUGCAUAAAUUACCUAAACAAUUACAGAUAAAUCUUAAUUAAUUUAUUUGCAAUCUGGUGAACUAGCUUAUGGAUAAAUAGAUAUGAAGUUUACCACUAAUAUAGAUUACAUUUAUAUACCAUUCUACAAAAAUAGAUAUGAGGAUAAAUCAACAUUCAACUUCACAUAAGUUCAGAAGAGACUUGAGCUUUUAGGCUUAGAGAAUCAAAUUUCACCUAGAAUUGUAUUUGACUUAAAUAUUACUCUUGUAUCAUAGUAAGGAGCUUGUGUUGUAGAUAGUUCAACUCCACUUUCUUCAUUUCCAGAAAUAUUCAACUAUUGUCCAAAUUAAAAAGAUUCUGAAUUGAUAUUUAUAGAUACUGAAAAGGAAAGAAAUAUUGGAUUAGGGAGAUCAUUUGACUUAUCAGAGAUUCCAGAAGAUUAAAUUGUGAUAAAUUAAGAACUUGCAGAUGAGAUGUAACUCAAAGAAGGCAGCACUGUUUUGUUCUCUAUCAAGCCUAAUAUUUAUUAUUUCUAUGGAAUUUAAACUUUUUGUUGGUUUCACUUUGACGGAAAUGAACAAAAUUGCUAAACUUCUCUAACUAACUUUGAACAUUAUUAGUUUGACACGUACAUUUCAGCUAAGGUUGCUAAAAUUAUUGAUAAAAAUGUUGGUAAAGAGUCAUUUAACACGAUGAAGAAGGCUGCUUUCAUGGAAUUUAAAUAUUUAUAUAAGCUCUUAAAUAAGCACGCUAAUUAAUAGUUGAAAUAUUACUUUCCUUUAUUGCAAUAUUAUGACAAUUUGUUUGAAUUGGAUCCUUACUAGCAUACUGCAUAAAUGGUGCUCAAUUUGCCAAACAGAGUAGAUUUUUAUACUAAACAAAAUAUGGACUAAAUUGAAAUAAGAGGAAACUUCAUAGCAAGUGAAAUAAUAAGAAUUUUAGGUGUUUAUCCUGUUUCAAUUAAUUUACCAAUACUUAAGCUAUUUCAUGAUCUCAAAUAUGCUUAGAUGUUUUUAAGUGUUGUUACAAAUAUGAUUAUACUUCUUUUCUCUUCUCUUAGCAUAAUGAUGCUCUAUAAUCUACUACUUGUAUCUGUAGAAACAAAAACAUACGAACUAGGUGUAUUAAGAAUAAUAGGACUUAACAAAGUAGGUGUUGUUAUCAUGAUUCUUUCUUAAAGUCUUUCUUUUGUCAUUCCAGGAGUUAUAAUCGGUAUACUCCUUGCAACUUAGAUAUUAGCUAUUGCCAGUGUAAAAGCUAAAGAAAUUGUUGGAUUAGAUAUCAGUAACUCGCCAUCUAUUAAUUCAUAUGGAUUAUGCUUAUUUUUAGGGCUAUUUAUACCAUUGGCUUCAUCGAUAAUACCAAUCAAGAGUGCGCUUAGUAACUCACUUAGUUUUGCACUUGAUAAAGAUAGGUCAAAGAGUUCUGCAGUUAAGAUCACUGUUGAUUUAGAUGGUAAAAAUACUAAUUGGGGAUAGAUUAGCUUUGGCCUACUUUGCUCACUUUUUGGAUUUUCUAUCUAUUAUUUAUUGCCUCUAUCGCUUUUUACAUUAGACAUGAGUAUGCUCAUAACAAUAUUUUUCUUUAUUUUAAUUGGACUUUUAGUGGGAUUGAUACUUGUAAGUAUUAACUUUUCUUACCUCUUUGAAAAACUAGUUGUCUAUGUGUGUCUAUUUUGGAUAUCGGCAUCUUCAUAAAAACUUGUCCUUAAGAACUUAACUUGUCAUAGAAUAAAAAAUACCAGAACUUCUAUUAUGUAUGGACUUAGUAUUGCAUUUGUAGUUUUUGUAUGGAGUGCAAUGAGUCUUUAAAUUGACUCCUAAUACUAUCAAGUUCUAUUAAGUUUUGGAGCAAACUAUUGUGUGCUUGAUAAUUUUAAUGGCUUUAAAAUAGACUCUUAUGAAAACAUGUUUUCAUCUGAUCUAAAAGAAUAUAUUAGAUCUUAUACCAUGGUAACACAAAACAUAGAACAAACUUUACAAGAUAAUGGUGUUCAUGGUUAAUUUAGAAUCAAAAAUAAAGGUUAAACAUUAAAUUUGAGAACUAGAGUUUUAGCUUUGUAACCAAAUUACUUGCAAACAACAUAUAAAUAAUUCCUAAAGAUAGAAUAAAAAUCAUCAAGUGGUUUAGAUAUUGUUUAAGAAUUAUAUUCAUCAUAAGAAGUAGGAAAAAUAAUAAUAAGCAAAUAAUUAGCAGAAUAGCUUUUCUAUAGCUCUGAUGUAAAUUUAGAUGAAGGAAGCAAUGAAAAUUACGUUUUCUUAGAGUUUACAGAUGGAAAAUAAACAGUUUUUAACUAUUAAUUUUAAGUUUCUUCUAUUGUUUCUUCAUUUCCAGGUAUAAAUAUGCAAGGAGGAGGUUUAUCUUCAUUAGAUUAAGAGCAAAAUGUUAUUAUAUCUAUUCCUGCUUUUCAGCAAAUACUUGAGAGUAUAAUUAAUAAGAAAUAAACUAAUAUUUAUGAUAGAAUGAUUAUAGAUGCAGAUUUAGAAAAUGAACUGAUUAUUAAAUCUAAACUUAGGGCUGCUUCUAAUUAUUAAUUAAGAUAUAUUUGGUCAUUUAAGGGCUCUUCUGAAGAAUUGGAAUAAAAUAUGAAAUUGAUUAAUAUUUCAUUUUCUGGUUUAGGAGGCUUAGUAAUGCUUCUUUGUUUUUUCUCUCUGAUAUCUUCAAUGACGGCAAAUAUCUAUGACCAAAGCAAAGAAAUAGCAAUAAUGAGAGCUGUAGGUCUGUCUAAGUUAAAAUUAUCUUUGAUAUAUAUCUACGAAUCUUUUGUCUUAGUUUUUUCGAGCUGCAUUAUAGGAACUAUUGUAGGUAUGGUUAUUGGAUAUUCUAUGAGUAUGCAAAGAUAGUUAUUCACUUAAAUGGCUGUUAACUUUAGAUUUCCAAAGGAUAUUUUGCUUUCUUAAUUUGUAAUUUCUAUAAUAUGUGCUUUUGCCUCAACUAUUAUGCCCAUAAUUCACUUACUCAGAUAGCCAGUCUCAAGCAUAAUAAGAAAAGUCUUUUGA